AUGCCAGUAAAAUGGCCAGGAAACAGGAGGGAAACGGGAGGGAAACGGGAGGGAAACGGGAAUGAAAUGGGAACGAAAUGGGAACGAAAUGGGAACGAAAUGGGAACGAAAUGGGAACGAAAAUGGGAACGAGAAUGGGAACGAGAUGGGGACGAGAUGGGGACGAGAUGGGGACGAGAUGGGAACGAGAUGGGGACGAGAUGGGGACGAGAUGGGAACGAGAUGGGGACGAGAUGGGAACGAGAUGGGGACGAGAUGGGAACGAGAUGGGGACGAGAUGGGGACGAGAUGGGAACGAGAUGGGGACGAGAUGGGAACGAGAUGGGGACGAGAUGGGGACGAGAUGGGAACGAGAUGGGGACGAGAUGGGAACGAGAUGGGAACGAGAUGGGGACGAGAUGGGAACGAGAUGGGAACGAGAUGGGAACGAGAUGGGAACGAGAUGGGAACGAAAUGGGAGGGAGGUGGGGAGGGGAGGAUCUCAGGCCAGCGGAUGUUCUUUCCCAGCCCAAUGCGGGUCUGUGGGAGGAGCCUAUCGCCUUAAUCAACAACAUGGACACCGCCCCAGGGACAUAG
Penicillium chermesinum is the source of this 576-nucleotide messenger RNA. RefSeq lists its product as uncharacterized. The transcript is spliced from 2 exons. The coding region runs from base 1 to 576 and encodes 191 amino acids. NCBI's taxonomy places the organism in Eukaryota, Fungi, Ascomycota, Eurotiomycetes, Eurotiales, Aspergillaceae. The record is from RefSeq and is a predicted model, not a curated record.